This is a messenger RNA of Teleopsis dalmanni, 688 nucleotides long. RefSeq lists its product as uncharacterized. The coding region runs from base 101 to 433 and encodes 110 amino acids. Lineage: Eukaryota; Metazoa; Arthropoda; Insecta; Diptera; Diopsidae. The record is from RefSeq and is a predicted model, not a curated record. The transcript is spliced from 4 exons.
AAUUGCAAAAUUCCUUUGGAAUCCGGCUUAUUUGAUAUAGCAGAAUUAGCAUUCGACUUUAUUUUGUUAUUGCGGCUUUUGGUUAUAAUAAGUAAACAAUAUGAGUUCUGGAUGUUCUGAUGAUGAGCAAGGGGAUACUGUAUUCCAACCAAUUACCAAAAGUCACUGUGCUGCUUAUUUAAAAGAGAACGUUCGGACCGUUGCCAUGCUAAAACAAUGUUUAAGAGAGGUUAUUAAAGAAAAACCGCAACAUCCUAUUGAUUUUCUAAAAGGUUAUUUAAAUAUUGAGGGUAAUCGUGAAAAAAUGCUUCGUCUUAUCGACCAGCAAGUGAAAGAAUACGAAAAGGAACAAGAACUUUCUGCUCAUGAUCAAGUUACCCAGCUGGAUAGCGAUGUCAACAGUUUCAUUUCUAUUGCCGAUAUAUUUCCUUGAUAUAUGAUUGGUACUCAUCGGAAUGAUCUUUUAUUCGCACAAAACCAUACUGCUCAAUUAGAUGCUGCACUUUUUAAAAACAUUAUACUUUUUACUAUGCUAUCCCAAUCUUGCUAAACAUUAUGUAAUGCUUUAGACUGUAUUACCUUUGCAUACAUUACACAUCUUUAAACUAUAGCAGUUUUGGAAGAACCUAAAUAUAGCUUCUACUAAUGUUCAUAUCUCUAGUUAAUGAAUUAAGUAAACUAUAAAAAA